Pseudomassariella vexata is the source of this 3039-nucleotide messenger RNA. Its product is annotated as plasma membrane H+-ATPase. Gene Ontology annotation, molecular function: ATP hydrolysis activity; P-type proton-exporting transporter activity; ATP binding. Gene Ontology annotation, biological process: regulation of intracellular pH; proton export across plasma membrane. The transcript is spliced from 4 exons. The record is from RefSeq and is a predicted model, not a curated record. Bases 1 to 3039 code for a protein of 1012 amino acids. Lineage: Eukaryota; Fungi; Ascomycota; Sordariomycetes; Amphisphaeriales; Pseudomassariaceae. Gene Ontology annotation, cellular component: plasma membrane.
AUGGCAGCGCCAGAUUACAACGGCAACGAGGUUGAUGGUGAUCUUGAAUCUGGCAGCUUCCUGACGGAAAACCAGAGGAACAAUGACACCGAUAGGAGACCGGCUGGCAAAAAUGACGGCAACAACCCUUACUUGGAUGAGUAUACAGCGCUUAUUCGUUUCGUCGAUACCUACCGGGAUCCCCGAGCAGCGGAAGAGCUAGGGGAGGAAGACUUUGAUCAACAAGGCAAGGGAAGGCCAUGGUGGGCUUUCUGGAGAGGCGGCAAGGUAGGAUACGUCGCUGCUUCUAAGAGCGACUUCGAGACGCCUAGUGACUGGCUGAAAACCAACAUGCGAGAUGGUCUCGACCCGAUGGAAGUCGAACGGAGACGCAAAUAUUCGGGCUGGAACGAGCUGACCUCCGAGAAAGAGAACAUGCUUCUGAAGUUCAUCGGCUUCUUUCAGGGUCCUGUUCUCUAUGUCAUGGAAGUUGCGGCCAUCCUCGCUCUCGGUCUUCAGGACUGGCUCGAUGCAGGAGUCAUCAUCGGAAUUCUGCUACUCAACGCUGUAGUUGGUUGGUACCAGGAGAAGCAAGCUGCCGACGUCGUGGCUUCGUUGAAGGGCGACAUUGCUAUGAAGGCGCGUGUCAUCCGAAACGGCAGCGAACAGGAGAUUCGCGCCAGAGAACUUGUUCCUGGAGACAUUAUUAUCAUUGAGGAGGGCCAUGUCGUCCCUGGCGAUGCCCGUCUGAUCUGCGAGUACGACAACCCUCAGGGGCAGGCUCAAUACGAAGCCGAACUCAGCGCCCAAGAUAUCACCUCGCCCCGCAAAGAGAAGUUCUCGGAAGAGGAGGAGGAAGGCGUCCCGCACAUCGGCCACGCUAUUGUUGCCGUCGACCAGUCUUCCAUCACUGGAGAGUCUCUGGCUGUCGAUAAGUACAUGACUGAUACCGUCUACUACACCACCGGCUGCAAGCGGGGCAAGGCAUACGGUAUCGUGACUGCUGGAGCUCCGGCUUCGUUCGUCGGCAAGACUGCUUCGCUGGUUCAGGGCGCCAAGGAUUCGGGACAUUUCAAGGCCAUCAUGAACUCUAUCGGCACGUCCCUCUUGGUUCUCGUCGUCUUCUGGAUUCUCGUCGCAUGGAUUGGUGGUUUCUAUCGCAAUUUGCAUAUCGCCCUUCCCUCCGAAAGCUCUACCAACUUGCUGCACUACGCUUUGAUCCUGCUCAUCAUCGGUGUUCCUGUCGGUCUUCCAGUUGUGACCACGACAACUCUGGCUGUGGGCGCCGCAUACCUCGCCAAGGAGAAGGCCAUUGUGCAAAAGCUCACUGCCAUCGAAUCGCUCGCUGGUGUCGACAUCCUGUGCUCCGACAAGACAGGCACGCUCACUGCCAAUCAACUGUCCGUCCGUGAGCCUUUCGUCAUGGAAGGUGUCGAUAUCAACUGGAUGAUGGCUGUCGCAGCACUCGCGUCUUCUCACAACAUUAAGGCCCUCGACCCCAUUGACAAGAUCACCAUUCUCACACUCCAGCGUUACCCCAAGGCCAAGGAUAUGAUCAGUGAAGGCUGGAAGACGGAAAAGUUUACCCCCUUCGACCCCGUAUCCAAGCGCAUCACUGCGGUUGUCACGCACCAGGGUGUCCGAUACACGUGUGCCAAGGGUGCACCCAAGGCCGUGCUUGCCCUGACCGACUGCACUGAGGAACAGGCCCAACUUUUCCGUGAGAAGGCCACCGAAUUCGCCCGCCGUGGUUUCCGCUCGCUCGCUGUUGCCGUGCAAGAAGAGGAUGGUCCUUGGGAGAUGCUCGGCAUGAUCUCUCUCUUCGACCCUCCCCGCAGCGAUACUGCUCAGACCAUCGCUGAGGCCCAGGCUCUGGGUCUGCAGGUCAAGAUGCUGACUGGUGACGCUAUUGCCAUCGCCAAGGAGACCUGCAGGAUGUUGGCACUGGGAACCAAAGUGUACAACUCGGACAAGCUUCUCCACAGCGACAUGGUUGGUACUUCGGUCCAUGAUCUUUGCGAAAGAGCCGACGGUUUCGCCGAAGUGUUCCCCGAGCAUAAGUACCAAGUCGUCGAAAUGCUUCAGCAACGCGGUCACCUCACUGCCAUGACUGGCGACGGUGUGAAUGACGCCCCUUCGCUGAAGAAGUCGGACUGUGGUAUCGCUGUUGAGGGUGCCACAGAAGCCGCACAGGCCGCAGCAGACAUCGUUUUCUUGGCUCCUGGCCUCAGCACCAUUGUUUCCGCCAUCAAGAUCUCCCGCCAAAUUUUCCAACGUAUGAAGGCGUAUAUCCAGUACCGUAUCGCGCUCUGCCUACAUCUCGAAAUCUACCUCGUCACUUCUAUGGUCAUCAUCAACGAGACAAUCCGCGCCGAUCUCAUCGUCUUCUUGGCUCUGUUCGCCGACUUGGCGACCAUUGCCGUGGCCUAUGAUAACGCCCACUUCGAGAAGCGCCCCGUCGAGUGGCAGCUGCCCAAGAUCUGGAUCAUCUCCGUCAUACUCGGUACUCUGCUCGCCAUCGGCACCUGGAUUCUCCGUGGCACCCUUUGGCUGCCCGACGGAGGUGUCAUCCAGAACUACGGUGGCGUCCAAGGGAUCCUCUUCUUACAAGUCUCCCUAACCGAAAACUGGCUCAUCUUCGUGACGCGCGGUUUCGAGACGUCACCCUCAUGGCAGCUUGUGAGCGCCAUCUUCGGCGUUGACGUCCUGGCCACUCUCUUCUGCGUCUUCGGCUGGUUCUCGGGCGGUGCGGGCGAGCCCAGCAGCCCAGCGUCCAUCAAUCCCAAGCUCUCGGACAAUGGCGCUACCGACAUCGUCACCAUAGUCGUGGUCUGGAUCUACUCCAUCGCCGUCGUCAUCGUCAUCGCCAUCGUGUAUUACAUCAUGACGGGCAUGACACGCCUCGACAACCUCGGCCGCAAGAAGAGGUCGGCGAGUGACACCAUGAUCGAGAACAUCCUCACCCAGCUCAGCAAGGUCGCCCUCGAGCACGAGCGCGACGAGAAGGGUGGCGAGCGGUAUUACAUUGCCCAGAAGCAGGUCAUUGAGGAGGAAGAUUAA